Messenger RNA from Lodderomyces elongisporus, 909 nucleotides. RefSeq lists its product as uncharacterized. Lineage: Eukaryota; Fungi; Ascomycota; Pichiomycetes; Serinales; Debaryomycetaceae. Bases 1 to 909 code for a protein of 302 amino acids. The transcript has a single exon. The record is from RefSeq and is a predicted model, not a curated record.
AUGCUGACUCCCGUUGACAACGCUGCUGCAUUACUGCGAAUUCUUUUUAAUACUUCACUGGCAUCUUUAUAUAAACUUCCAUUUCAAGAUUCGUAUAAAAAACACCCAGAAAAAGUCGACAUAAAGAAUAUCAAUGAAAAGGUAUGGCAAGGAACUGUGCGUCUACUAGAGGAGUCAGGAGAAAGCAGCACCACACUUAGAUCCAUAUCAAUCUCAAGCUCGAAACAACAAGAUAAAAUCCUGGCAUUCACGUCAUUACGAUUAAAAAUUGAGUUCAUCAAUAUUAUAAAUUUUGUUAGCGAGAAAUUUUGGGGUGAGGUAUGGUACAUUCCCACUAACAAAAAAAGCAGCAAGGAUAAAAUCGAGGAAAAGCAGAAUGGUACAGUUAAAUCAAUUGAUGAUGAAAAUAGAGUUCGAAUUCAAAGGAUUAAAAAAAUAGCACACGAUGGAAAAAGCACAAUUAUUCCAAUUGAAGGAGAAAGGAGCUGGUUUCGUGUAAUUGUCCAGAUUCCAGAUAGUGGAUUCUUUCCCGUUUUUGAAGAUGAAGAAGAAGAAGAAGAAGAUAAUGAAGAUGAAGAAGAUGGAAAACUUUCCAAAAUGCAUAAACACAAACAAGUUGCCUUGUUGCUUAAACUAAAUCUGGAAUAUCAGGCAGAAAAAUUUAGAUUCAGAAUAGAGACAUUUGACUCCGAAUAUGAGGCGGAAAAAGAUAGAUACUUGCGGGCCGAGUUGAAGAAAAGAGCAAAAUACACUGGUGUAGAUGACCUUCUGCCGAAACCGAAAGGAUUAACGGGCAAUAAAAUUACUAAAAUUAAUAAAGAGGAUGAGAGUGAAAAUGAAGCAGAGAAUGCAGAGGAUGCAGAGGAUGAAGGUGAAGAAGACUUUGGUGAUUUCGUAAGCACCGAAUAA